Messenger RNA from Galeopterus variegatus (Sunda flying lemur), 340 nucleotides. It is a transcript of the gene RDH13, whose product is annotated as retinol dehydrogenase 13 (all-trans/9-cis). The transcript is spliced from 3 exons. The annotation marks the transcript as partial. The record is from RefSeq and is a predicted model, not a curated record. Lineage: Eukaryota; Metazoa; Chordata; Mammalia; Dermoptera; Cynocephalidae.
AUGAGCCGCUACCUGCUACCGCUGUCCGUGCUGGGCACAGCGGUGGGUGGCGCCGUGCUGCUCAAGGACUAUGUUGCUGGCGGGGCUUGCCCCAGCAAAGCCACUAUACCUGGAAAGACAGUCAUUGUGACAGGCGCCAACACGGGCAUCGGAAAACAAACUGCCUUGGAACUGGCCAAAAGAGGAGGCAACAUCAUCCUGGCCUGUCGAGACAUGGAGAAAUGUGAAGCAGCAGCAAAGGACAUUCGCAGGGAGACCCUCAACCACCGUGUCAAUGCCCGACACCUGGACUUGGCUUCCCUCAAGUCCAUCCGAGAGUUUGCACUGAGGAUCAUUGAAG